Molecule: messenger RNA, 6190 nt
Organism: Brassica rapa (field mustard)
Lineage: Eukaryota; Viridiplantae; Streptophyta; Magnoliopsida; Brassicales; Brassicaceae
Product: trichome differentiation protein GL1
Biological process (GO): cell differentiation; regulation of DNA-templated transcription
Cellular component (GO): nucleus
Molecular function (GO): transcription cis-regulatory region binding
Source: RefSeq, a predicted model, not a curated record
AAUAGAACAUAUUGAUCAAAAAUUCAAAAAUAAUGCUAAUCUAUCAACAAAAACACGUGUUAUUCUAAUUUCAGUCCCAAAUCUACAAUAUUUCUCUAUAAAAAUGAUAACUUUUCUAAAAUAACAGUUUUUAGAAAAUUUAUUUAAAAAAUACCACCUAUUGAUCAAAAAUUCUAAAAGAAUGCCCAUCAACUAGAUAAAUAUUGUUGAUUUGAAAUUGUGAUUCAGAAAUUGGGAUAACAAUAUAUAUUUUUUUGAUAGAUGGGCAUUCUUUUAGAAUUUUUGAUCAAUAGGUUUUGUUAUUAAAUAAAUUUUCUAAAAAAUGCUACUUUAUGAAAGUCAUCAUUUUUUGUAGAGAAAUAAAGUAGACUUGGGAUUGUGAUUGAAAAAUUAGGGUAACAAGAGUUUUUGUUGAUAGAUGAGCAUUAUUUUAGAAUUUUUUAUCACUAGAUACUAUUUUUAAAUAAAUUUCUAAAAAAUGCUAUUUUGGGAAAGUCAUCAUUUUUGUAGAGAAAUAUUGUAGAUUUUGGGAUGUGAUUGAGAAAUUAGGAUUACAAGAAUUUUUGUGAUAGAUGGACUUUCUUUUAGAUUAUUAUAUCAAUAGGCAUUUUUUUAAAUAAAUGUUUUAAAAACUGCUAUUUUGGGAAAGUUAUCAUUUUGUAGGGAAAUAUUGUAGAUUUGUGAUUGUAAUUUAGAAAUUAGGAUAGCAAGAGUUUUUUUUUUGAUAUAUGGGCAUUUUCUAAGAAUUUUUGAUCAUUAGGUUAUAUUUUUUAAUUAAAUUUUCAAAAAGCUGCUAUUUUAGGAAAUGUAUCAUUUUUGUAGAGAAAUAUUGUAGAUUUGAAAUUGUGAUUCAUAAAUUGAGAUAAUAAGAACUGUUGAUAUAUGGGAAUUUGUUUUGAAUUUUUUAUGAGUAGGUUCUAUUUUUAAAUAUUUUUCCUAAAAACUGCUAUUUUAAGAAAGUUAUCAUUUUGUAGAGAAAUAUUGUUGAUUUGAAAUUUUGAUUCAGAAAUUGGGAUAACUAUAAUUUUUCUUUGAUAGAUGGGCAUUCUUUUAGUAUUUUUGAUCAAUAGGUUAUAUUUUUAAAUAAAUUUUCUAAAAACUGCUAUUGUAGAUUUAAGAUUGUGAUUAAAAUUUUUGAAUUACAAUAGUUUUUGUUGAUAGAUGGGUAUUGUUUUAGAUUAUUUGAUCAAUAUAUUUUAUUUUUUAAUUAAUUUUUAAAAAACUGCUAUUUAGGAAAAGUCAUCAUUUUUGUAGAGAUAUAUUGUAGAUUUGAGAUUGUGAUUGAGAAAUUAGGAUAACAAAACAUUUUGUUGAUAGAUGGGCUUUCUUUUAGAUUAUUAUAUCAAUACGAAUUAUUUUUAAAUAAAUUUUCUAAAAACUGAUAUUUUUGGAAAGUUAUCAUUUUUGCAGAGAAAUAUUGUAGAUUUGAGAUUGUAAUUUAUAAAUUAGGAUAACAAGAGUUUUGUUGAUAUAUCGACAUUUUUAAGAAUUUUUAUCAUAAGGUUAUAUCUUAUAAUUAAAAUUUUCAAAAAGCUAUUAUUUUAGGAAAGUUAUCAUUUUUAUAAAGAAAUAUUGUAGAUUUGAAAUUGUGAUUCAUAAAUUGGGAUAAUAAGAGUUUUUGUUGAUAUAUGAGAUUUUUUUUUAAUUUUUGAUCAAAUGGUUCUAUUUUUAAAUAAUUUUUUUGUAAACUGUUAUUUUAGGAAAGUUAUCAUUUUGUUGAUAAAUAUUGUUGAUUUGAAAUUGUGAUUCAGAAAUUGGGAUAACUUUAAUUUUUCUUUGAUAGAUGGGCAUUUUUUUAGAAUUUUUUAUCAAUAGUUCUAUUUUUAAAUAAAUUUUCUAAAAACUGAUACUUUAUGAAGGUCAUCAUUUUUGUAGAAAAAUAAAGUAGAUUUGGGAUUGUGAUUGAAAAAGUAGGAUAACAAUAGUUUCUGUUGAUAGAUGGCCAUUAUUUUAGAUUAUUAUAUCAAUAUUCAUUAUUUUUAAAUAAAUUUACUAAAAACUGCUAUUUAGGGAAAAUCAUCAUUUUUGUAAAGAUAUAUUGUAGAUUUGGGGUUGUGAUUGAGAAAUUAGGAUAACAAGAAUUUUUUUUCGAUAGAUGGACUUUCUUUUAGAUUUUUAUAUCAAAACACAUUAUUUUUUAAAAAAAAAAUCUAAAAACUGCUAUUUUUGGAAAGUUAUCAUUUUUGCAAGGAAAUAUUGUACAUUUGAAAUUGUAAUUUAGAAAUUAGGAUAGCAAGAGUUUUGUUGAUAUAUGAGCAUUUUCUAAGAAUUUUGAUCAUUAGGUUAUAUUUUUUAAUUAAAUUUUCAAAAAGCUGCUUUUUUUGGAAAGUUAUCAUUUUUGUAGAGAAAUAUUGUAGAUUUGAAAUUGUGAUUCAUAAUUGAGAUAAUAAGAGUUUUUCUUGAUAUAUGGGAUUUUGUUUUGAAUUUUUGAUCAAAUAGUUCUGUUUUUAAAUAAAUUUCCUAAAAACUGCUAUUUUAGGAAAGUUAUCAUUUCGUAGAAAAAUAUUGUAGAUUUGAAAUUGUGAUUCAGAAAUUGGGAUAACAAUAAUUUUUCUUUGAUAGAUGGGCAUUAUUUUAGAAUUUUUGAUCAAUAGGUUCUAUUUUUAAAUAAAUUUUUUAAAAUUUGCUAUUUUAUGAAAGUUAUCAUUUUUGUAGAGAAAUAUUGUAGAUUUGAAAUUGUGAUUGAAAAAUUAGGAUUACAGUAGUUUUUGUUGAUAGAUGGGUAUUCUUUUAGAUUAUUAUAUCAAUAGUCAUUAUUUUUAAAUAAAUUUUAUAAAAACUGCUAUUUAGGGAAAUUCAUCAUUUUUGUAGAGAUAUAUUGUAGAUUUGGGAUUGUGAUUGAGAAAUUAGGAUAACGAGAAUUUUUUUUGAUAUAAGGAAUUUUUAGAUUGUUAUAUCAAUAGACAUUAUUUUUAAAAAAAAUUUCUAAAAACUGUUAUUUUGAGAAAGUUGUCGUUUUUGCAAGGAAAUAUUGUAGAUUUGAGAUUGUAAUUUAGAAAUUAGGAUAGCGAGAGUUUUUGUUGAUAUAUGGGCAUUUUUUUAAGAAUUUUUGAUCAUUAGGUUAUAUUUUUUAAUUAAAAUUUCAAAAAACUGCUAUUUUAGGAAAGUUAUCAUUUUUGUUGAAAAAUAUUGUAGAUUUGAAAUUGUGAUUCAUAAAUUGAGAUAAUAAGUGUUUUUGUUGAUAUAUGGGAUUUUGUUUUGAAUUUUUGAUCAAAUGGUUUUAUUUUUAAAUAAAUUUCCUAAAACUACUAUUUUAGGAAAGUUAUCAUUUUGUAGAGAAAUAUUGUUGAUUAGAAAUUGUGAUUCAGAAAAUGGGAUAGCAGUAACUUACAAGAAAAUGCAAUAAGUAAUGUGCGAACAGUUUUUAAAUAUAUUUAAUAAGCCAAAGUUAUUACUAAAUCAUUGAUUUGCUUAUAUAGCUGGGUAUAUAUGUGUAAAUCCUUGAUUUGCUCAUAUAGUAUUUAUUAGGGGUGGAUUCGAAUAUCCAUUCAGAUUCAGAUCUAUUUGGAUAUUUAACUAAUUUUUGGUAUUAUUUUUUUGAAUUGGGUUCGGUUUGGUUUUUCGUAUUCGGGUUUUUUUGCUCAGUUUUACUAUUUAUAUCUAGUUUUGUCAUCAUAUAAGCAGUACUGAGUGGAAACUUUAUUAAUUGGAUACUGUAGAUAAAUAGAUAAAGAGAGAAGUGUAAAUAUAUGCUCGAAGGGAACCGAAAAAAGAAGAGAGGAAGAAGGUGGCAGGGAGACAGCCAGACAGGUGAGCAGAGGAGCUUCUAUAUUCCUCCGAAUAAUUAAUUAAAUUUUGAGACAAUCUUCUUUGCCUAAUCCCAACCCUUGACUCAUUUAUUUAAUCACUCCCACUUAACUUGUUAGUUGGGACUAGGUAGUAAAGUAUGCACAACACACCCAUAAGUACAUUUAAUAUACAACAUAUCCUUGUAUAUUUAAUAAGCACAACAUACAAAUAUGUAAAUUUAAUAUAUAACGUAGGUGUAUAUUCAAUAAUCAAUGAAUGGUCUCAUGAAAUUUUGAAAUAUUUUUAUAUGGAUUUCUCAACUAUAUGAAAGAUUUAAAUAUUAAUUUAUUUUUAACUAUAGAUAUCCAUGACAUGGAGCGAUGCUAUGUAACGUCGUGUAAGGUCAUGAUUAACUCCGGUCUCUUAACUGGGAUUCUUAGUUUCGGAUAAGAGAUGGUUUUUUUAGCUUUUAACUAAAAAAAAGCUAAAAACCGUUUGUACAUAAACACGCAUAAUAAAUUUCGUACACACGCAUAGACAUAGUUUCAUUCUUGAUUCUUUCAGUACAUAAACAUUCUUUUGUUAAAAAAAAAAAUUAAGAACCAUCUUUUAAGUAAGAGAUAUUUCAUAGCCGAAAAAUAUAAAAAAAAAUGUCAAAUCAUGAGUUAAGAACUCCAUAUAAAAGACCGUGGUCAAUCAUGCUCUAACUUUUUUUAAUACCUUUUUUAUAGCGCAAAGUGCUCGACAUUAAUUGGCGUAUGUAGCUCGUGGUUAUCUAAGAUGGCUUGACUCUCUCUUAGUAUCUGAGAACGAUUCUUCCUCUUCUUAGAUACUUUUGGUUUUUAGUAUACGAUCGGGAUAGGUCUGUAUCCCUUGACUAUUGUUAUGGGUGUGUCUUAUUGUCCACUGAUGUCUUUGUUGUAAGUUUUUCUUCCUGUGGUUGAAGGAUCUGAUGUAACCCCAACUCUUUAUUCAAUACAAAUUUCAGAUAAACAAAAAAUAACAGGUGAAAACAUAUAUAAUCCACGGUCAAAUUUGGCUUUAACUGAGGAAAAAGUUACGUAGUAGUCUAACUAGUAGGUAUAAGAUUGAAAAGCUUCAAUUUGUUUUUAUACAGACAAAAUAAUAAAAAUGUUAUUUUGUUGUGAAUAUUUUAAACGUUGAUGAAUGGAAUUCUCGUAUUUGAGUUAGCAACUUUUAACUGAUUUUUUAUUUAUGAAAUAUUCAACAAGAGAAUAAAGCUAUGUAUACAAUGGACCGUGAUUUCCGUGAACACCCAACUACAGCUCUAUAUAUAUGUCUAUAUAAACAUGCAUCACGAAAUCCCACACUUCCCUCAGUAGUAACAAUCUCUUUCUCUCUCUCUCUUUAUAAGUAGAGUCUUUAUCACACAAACAAACAGAAUAAAUCAGAGAAUCAAAGGAUAAGAACGAGGACAAGAUCAGAGAAAGGAGAGAAUCAUCAGGAAUACAAGAAAGGAUUAUGGACAGUUGAAGAAGACAACGUUCUUAUGGACUAUGUCCAAACUCACGGCAAAGGCCAUUGGAAUCGCAUUGUCAGGAAAACUGGGCUGAAGAGGUGUGGAAAAAGCUGUAGACUGAGAUGGAUAAAUUAUUUGAGCCCUAGUGUGAAUAAAGGCAAUUUCACUGAACAAGAAGAAGACCUCAUUAUUCGUCUCCACAAGCUCCUCGGCAACAGAUGGUCUUUAAUAGCUAAAAGAGUACCUGGACGAACAGAUAACCAAGUCAAGAAUCACUGGAACACCCAUCUCAGUAAGAAGUUCGUCGGAGAUUAUUCCUCCGGUGUCAAAACCACCGGAGAAAACAAAGCGUCACUGCUACUUGCCACAGCUUCUUCUCGUCAACACCAACAAGACAAAAUAUGCGACAAGAGCUUCGACGGCCUCGUACCAGCUUCGUACGAGAAUAAACCAAACGCGGAUUUGACACAUAGGAACGUUGUAGUGGGAAAUACUAAUGAUCCAAGUCUGUACUUAAAAGAAAGAAACAUCUUUGAUAGCAGUAACGCUUUCUGGUUUAAUGAAGACGAGUUCGAGCUCAUGAGUUCAUUGGCUAUGAUGGAUUUUGCUUCGGGUGAUAUUGGCUACUAGGCUACUAGCUAGUUUGUACUUGUUAAGUGUGUUUAACUGUAUUAAUUCUGCUUCACUAUGGAUAUUGAUUUAAUUAAUAGAAAUACGAUCGACGAGUGUUUCUCUAUAUUUUCCUCAUAAUAAAAAAAAUGUAGUAUAAGUACGUUUUUAAUUAAUAAAAACAGUGCAAUGAACUGAACUUUUGUUUCUCCACUUCUCUUCUUCAUAUGCCUUGCUUAAGCACUGAACCUGUCACGUUGCUCUUACAGUGCUUUCACAAGAGUUGUAGAUAUUUUUUUAUCAGGAAAAAAAUUAGUUUUUGGUAUGAGUGUAGUAAUUUUAAAUAUGACAUGUUACGUUUAUUAUGUACGG